UGGCAACAUACAUAGAGAAAUUAGAUAAUGAAGAAUGUGUGACUGCCACCAUGACAGUGGAAUCUACAGUUCAGCUUAAUGAAAUACAAAAUCUGAAAAGGAGGAUUGCAGAAUUGGAAGGCAAGGAAACUCGUAUUGACAUGGAGAAGAUUGCCAAGAAAAAGGAGAUUCAAGGAAAGUACAAGGCAGAAAUUCAAAGCUUGUUGUCAGACCCAACAAUCUUUGAAAUGGAGAUGGAUCUGCCUACAAAACAACCAACACAACCAGUUGAAGAGAAAGAAGAAGAAGAGAAAGAAGAAGAGAAGCAACAAGAAGAGAGAGAAGAAGAGAAGAAGCAAGAUGCUCCAACACCUGAUGUUCCUUCAAGAGUACAAAGGGUGAAGAAUAGAGAAAGAAAGAGGCUUCAAGCAUCUUGCUAUGUGUACGAAAAAAAUAAGAAAACAAAAAAGGAUGAUGAAGAACUACCACAAUUCAAGCUUAUCUCUUCCGAGGAGUUAACACAAGAGGCAUCUCAGCCCGAUGCCACAAAUCCAAUUCCUGAUCCCCCAAAAGGAACGAGCCUUCAUGAUUCAAUACCUGUAGAUCUGCAACAAUCAAGUGAUGAAGAUGAAGGACAAAAAAAGCCAACAAAGAAAAAACUAGGAUGGGGUCAGAGGAAGGUGUGGCAGAAAAUUCCAAAGGCGGACAGGGAAAGAAUUGAAAAACAACACUACUUAAGUACUCAACUUCGGUAAUAUCUCUAUUCCAAAAUAACAAUUCUUUCAUCUUUUAAUUACAAUUAAACUAAAACUAAUCUUGUGAAUUUCAUGUAUUCGAAUCCGCAGUGAUAACUUUUGGGC
Messenger RNA from Prunus persica (peach), 839 nucleotides. RefSeq names its product glutamic acid-rich protein-like. The transcript has 2 exons. NCBI's taxonomy places the organism in Eukaryota, Viridiplantae, Streptophyta, Magnoliopsida, Rosales, Rosaceae. The coding region runs from base 51 to 734 and encodes 227 amino acids. The record is from RefSeq and is a predicted model, not a curated record.